Messenger RNA from Malassezia japonica, 4527 nucleotides. RefSeq lists its product as uncharacterized. NCBI's taxonomy places the organism in Eukaryota, Fungi, Basidiomycota, Malasseziomycetes, Malasseziales, Malasseziaceae. Gene Ontology annotation, biological process: transmembrane transport. The transcript has a single exon. The record is from RefSeq and is a predicted model, not a curated record. Gene Ontology annotation, cellular component: membrane. Gene Ontology annotation, molecular function: ATP hydrolysis activity; ABC-type transporter activity; ATP binding. The coding region runs from base 1 to 4527 and encodes 1508 amino acids.
AUGUCAGAUGCCGAUAUCGAGAAGCAGCCGAUGGCCGACGGCGCCGAUAAGCCUCAGCGGGCGGGAAACCGCAAGUUUGAAGCCAAGACGCGCGAGCACUGGUACCAGCUCUGGCGCUUCAAGAACCUCCCUCCGUCUGCGCCAGCCUCGAUGGAUGACGCGAAGCCACUGCCUCUGGGCAAUGCCAACAUUUUUAGCAACUGGACCUACAGCUGGAUCGAGCCACUCCUGUUCCUCGGCCACCGCCGUCCCCUCGAGGCGUCUGAUUUGUGGGCCAUGGACGGCCCACGCCAGGCAGAGCAGCUGAGCAACAGGCUGCUUGAGCGCUGGACCGCUCGUGUGGAAAAGGCCGAUGCGCACAACGCCCGUCUCGAAGCCGGCGAGAUCAAUCCUAGCGCCUUUCAAAAGUUCAAGUGGCGCCGUGCGGCGAAGAAGGAGGCGGCUGAGGAGGUCGGCGGUCAGGCGACCAUCGAAGAGCGCAUGGCGGCCAAGGAGGCGUGCUGGCGCAGCCCUCGUCUCAAGGAUGUCAAGGGAGAGCUGCAGACCGCGGAAAUGAAGCAAAGACAUGCCAUCGCUGGCAAGGUCAAGACGUCGUACAAGAAAGCCGACCUCUUCUGGGCCAUGUUUGAUAUUUUCUGGCCCAACAUGACUAUUGCUUACUUUUCCAAGCUCUUGGCCGACACGGCGUACCUCGGCUGUGCGCUCAUGAUGCGCUACAUUAUUGAGGCUGUGACCGUCGGCCACCUUGACCCCAGCCAGUUCAACCACAGCAUCCGCGUGGGCAUGGGCUAUGUGGUCGGCAUGUUUGCAAUUAUGGUCGUCAGCAACCUUCUAUCGAAUCGCUUUUUCUACGAGUCGAUGUACAUUGGUGUGUUCAGCCGCGCAGCCCUUGUGUCUGGCAUCUUUAAGCGCGCGCUCAACAUGCAGGGCCGCGACCGCUCGUCGGGCAAGCUCAUGAAUCACAUCUCGACAGAUGUGUCGCGCAUCGACUUUGCAGCGCAGUGGUGGCUUUUGACGUUUACCGCCCCUGUUGAGCUCAUCGUUUGUCUUAUUAUUCUUUUGACACAAGGCAUGGGUGCCUCGUCUCUGGUAGGCUUUGGUCUUGUCUUUACGGUGAUGCCUGCGCUGAUGUUCUGCAUGAAGUUUAUGUUUGUUCUACGCAAGAAGUCGAUGGAGUGGACGGACCGCCGCGCGCGCCGCACGCAAGAAGUCAUUUCUGGUAUGCGCAUCGUCAAGCUGUUCUCGUACGAGUCCAACUUUAUGAAGCUCAUCAGCAAGCUGCGCAAGAGCGAGCUGGUGUAUGUCUUCCAGCUGAAUGCGCUGCGUUCGGCGAUUGUUGCGACCGGUGUGAGUCUGCCGCUCCUUGCGGCGGUGCUUGCAAUUGUCACGUACUACUACACGCACGGUCAGCAGCUCGAUGCCAAAGUCGUCUUCCCUGCCAUUACGCUCUUCCAGCUGCUGCGUUCGCCGCUCAUGUUCCUGCCGAUGGGCCUGAACGUGAUUGCUGACGGUCUCAACUCGUUCCAGCGCCUGCGUGGUGUGUUUUACGCAGAGCAGCACGACGUGUCGGUCAAGGCCGACGAGUCGUCGCCGUACGGCCUCAAGUUGACCAAUGCGCUCUUUGAGUGGGAGGACGUCACCGAAGACGCGACGCUCAAGCCCACCGCUGCGCAGGAAAAGAAGCAGCAGAAGAAGCAAAAGCAAAAGCAAAAGAAAAUGUGGGCCUUCCUGCGCCGCAAUAACAAGGCGCCCAAGGAGGAGAAGAAGCGCCGCUUCUUUUCCAAGAAAGCCAAUAAGCAGGAAGCCAAGCCUGAGGAGAGCAAGCCGAGUGCCCCGAAACAGGAGGAAAAAGCCGAGCCACCGAACACCUUUUCUAUGUCGCCUCUCAACCUCGAGAUCAAGCGCGGUGAGCUGUGUGCGAUUGUCGGUCCCGUUGGUUCCGGAAAGUCGUCGCUGAUGCUCGGUGCGAUCGGCGAGAUGCGCCGGGUGUCGGGCGAUGUGACGUGGGGCUCGGAGCGCAUUGCGUACUGCUCACAGUCUGCCUGGAUCCAGAAUGCGACGCUCCGUGACAACAUUAUUUUUGGUCAGCCGUUUGAUGAGGCCCGGUACUGGGACUGCAUCAAGCGAGCUGAGCUUGUCGCGGACCUGGAGCUGCUGCAGAACGGUGACCUGACCGAGAUUGGCGAGCGCGGUGUGACGCUCUCUGGUGGCCAGAAGCAGCGCCUGAACAUUGCGCGUGCGUUGUACUACGACGCCGACAUUGUGUGUCUCGACGACCCUUUGUCGGCGGUCGAUGCGCAUGUCGGCAAAGCACUCUUUAACAAUGCCAUCAUUCCUCUGCGCCAGCGUGGCAAGACGGUUCUUCUUGUGACGCACGCCAUCCAGUACCUGGAAGACUGCGACAAGGUGGUCUCGAUGGACGAUGGCCGCAUUGACGAAGCCGGCACCUAUACCGAGCUGAUGGCAGCCCGCGGCAACUUUUUCAAUUUGAUCAAGAACUUUGGCACGCUUAAAGAGGCCGGUGAGGACGAAGAUGCCGAGGAGCUCGCUGCCGACACGGAGGAUGCCAAGAAGGACCAGAGCAAGCCCGAUCCCAAGGCGCUGAGCAAGCCCGGCGGCAAGACGAUGGAGGAAGAGGAGCGCAACACGGGUACGGUCGACCGGGGCGUGUACUGGGCCUUCCUUAAGGCCGGUCAAGGUCACUGGAUCCUCCCCCUCGCCGUUUUUUCGGCGGUGUGCAUGCAAGGCGCAACUACGCUCUCGACCUACUGGCUGAAGUGGUGGCAAGAAUGGGACCAGAACAAGACGCACACGACCGGCUUCAGUCUCGGUCUGUAUGUCAUGCUGGGCUUUGCGCAGCUGAUUUUCAACUUUAUGGUCGGCACAGUUCUGGGAUUGAUGACGUUCUAUGCGUCGCGCAAGCUGCACGACGAUGCGAUGAAGCGUGUUUUGUACGCGCCGAUGGCGUGGUUUGACACGACGCCGAUCGGCCGCAUCAUCAACCGUUUCGGCAAGGACAUUGAUGUGCUGGACAACCAGUUGAGCAACUUGCUGCGCCAGUGCAUUCUGACAAUCAUGUCGAUGCUUGGUGCGGCGGCGAUGAUUAUUGCGCUGACGUACUACUUUGCGAUUGUCGUGGUGGUCGUCUUUUUCCUGGCGUACAUCGUUUCUCUCUUUUACCGCUCGUCUGCGCGCGAGUUUAAGCGUGUGGAUGCGACGCUGCGCAGUGCGAUGUACUCGCACUUUGCCGAGUCGCUGUCGGGCCUGACGACCAUCCGUGCUUACCGCGAAUCGGAGCGUUUCCUCAAGGAGAACUACAAGCUGGUCGACCGUCAGAACAGUGCCUACUUCCUCACGGUCGUGAACCAGCGCUGGCUCGGUCUGCGUCUCGACCUGCUUGGCUCGCUCUGCGCGUUGAUUGUCGGUGUACUCACCGUGUGUCUGAAGAACACCAACCCCGGCAACACGGGUGUGUCGCUGUCGAUGAUUGUCGUCAUUGCGCAGAUGCUUGGCUUCCUUACCCGCCAGCUUACCGAACUUGAGAACGAGAUGAACUCGGUGGAGCGUCUCGUGUACUACGCGGAGAAGCUCAACCAGGAGGCGCCGCAAGAAAUUGCCGAAGCGAAGCCGCCGGCCGAAUGGCCCUCGCACGGCACGGUUGACCUCGAGAAUGUGUGGCUCAAGUACCGUCCAAACCUGCCCAAUGUCCUCAAAGGUGUCACGCUCCAUGUCGGCGCCGCGCAGAAAGUCGGAAUUGUCGGGCGUACCGGCGCCGGCAAGAGUUCGAUCCUCUCGGUGCUGCUGCGUCUGAACGAGGUGACGCAAGGCUUGGUCAAGAUUGACGGUAUCGACGUCUCCCAGAUCGGCCUCGAGGAUCUGCGUCGUGCGAUCGCCAUCCUCCCCCAGGAACCGCUGCUCUUUAGCGGCACGCUGCGCUCGAACCUGGACCCCUUUAAUACCUACGACGAUGCGCGGCUGUGGGAUGCGAUGCACCGCGCCUAUCUGACUGGGCAGUCGAACGCGCCGACGACCAAGGACGCAAUUGUGGAUCCCAGCAUCCCGACGACUGCUCGUACCGAGCUGCAAGAAGGUGCGGCGGUGGAUGCCGAAGUCACCGAGGGCAAAGCGCUGACGCGUCUGUCACUCGACUCGAUCAUUGACGAGGAAGGUGCGAACCUGUCGGUCGGCCAGCGCUCGCUUGUGUCGUUGGCCCGUGCCCUUGUGCGCAACUCGAAGAUUAUUCUGCUGGACGAGGCCACUGCGUCGGUCGAUCUCGAGACGGAUGCCAAGAUCCAGCAGACGAUCCGCACCGAGUUCAACGACCGCACGCUGCUGUGUAUUGCGCACCGUCUGAGCACGAUUAUUGGCUACGACCGUAUUGUGGUGAUGGACGACGGCAAGGUUGCCGAGUUUGACACGCCGCUCGCCCUCUUUGACCGCCCCGAGAGCAUUUUCCGGGGCAUGUGUGAGCGCAGUGGCAUUGCUCGCGAGGAUGUGAUCCAAGCGCGUGCCCAAUACCCUAAUUAG